UUAAAUCAACUAUUUGAGGUGCAGGCUAAAGCCAAAUGGCAACAGCUGAGAACAAGCCGCCCGCCCCAGCAGAGCAGCAGACGAAGCAGCAGCCCCAGCAACAGCAGCAGCAGAAGAAGCGAAACUAUGAGACGGACAGCGAGAUUCCCUGUUGCUGUCGCCUGCGCUUCUUUGUGACGUUCAUGCUGUUCCUGGGCAUGGCCAAUGCCUAUGUGAUGCGCACGAAUAUGUCGGUGGCCAUUGUGGCGAUGGUCAAUCAUACGGCCAUUGAGGGCAAGGACGCGGACGCGGAUGCGGACGCGGACGCGGACUCGCAUGGCGGCGACUUUGAGUGGAGCUACCAGCUGCAGGGCUACAUACUGGCGAGCUUCUUCUAUGGCUAUGUGAUAACCCAAAUACCCUUUGGCUUUCUGAUCAAAAACUAUGGCGCCAAGCACUUCCUGGGCUGGGGCAUGCUGAUCAAUUCGCUGGUGGCCUUCCUGGUGCCAGUGGCUGCACGCAAGGGCGGACCCAUUUGGCUGUGUGCGGUGCGUUUGCUGCAGGGUCUGGGCGAGGGGCCCAUUGUGCCCUGCACGCAUGCGAUGCUGGCCAACUGGAUACCGCCCACGGAGCGUUCGCGCGCCGGCGCCGCUGUCUAUGCGGGCGCGCAGUUUGGCACUAUCGUGAGCAUGCCGCUCAGUGGGCUGCUGGCUGCGCAUGGAUUCGCCGGCGGCUGGCCCUCCAUUUUCUAUGUCUUUGGCGCGGCCAGCACGCUUUGGUGCAUAUUCUUUCUAUGGCUGGUGGACGACAAUCCGCAGAAGAGCAAACGCAUACGCGAGGUGGAGCGUGCGCACAUCGUUUCGUCCAUUUGGAGCGCGCAGUCGGAGCAGACGCUGGCGCGCAUUCCACUCGGCAGCAUCUUUAGCUCGAUGGCGUUCUGGGCGAUUAUGGCAGCGCAUGCGGGACACAACUAUGGCUAUGAAACGCUAAUGACUAUGCUGCCCACUUACAUAGCGCGCAUACUGCAUGUGAAGAUCAAGGAGAACGGGCUGCUCUCGGGGCUGCCCUACCUGGCCAUGUGGCUGAUGGCGCUGCUCUUUGGCUUCAGCGCCGAUUAUCUCAUUCGGCGCAAUGUCGGCGUCACCAGCACGCGCAAGCUGAUGAACAGCUUCGGACUCUAUGGACCCGCAUUGUGUCUGCUUGCGGUUGGCUAUGUGCAGCAGAGUCUUGCCUGGACUAUGGUCAUCUUCACCAUUGGCAUGGGGCUCAAUGGCGCCAUUUACUCCGGCUUCAAGAUCAACCAUUUGGAUCUAUCGCCCGCUUAUGCAGGCUUACUCAUUGCCAUCACCAACUGCACAGCCAAUCUGAUUGGACUCACUGCUCCGAUGAUAGCUGGCAAUAUUAUACACAACGAUCCCAGCAUUGCCAGCUGGCGUCUGGUGUUUCUCAUUGCCGCCAUUGUCUAUUUGGUGUGCGCCACCAUCUACAACAUCUUUGGCUCUGGCCAACGCAAAUGGUAGAAGCCAUCAAUCAAACUGAGGCUCCUCGUCACUUAACUUCACAUUUAUGUCAUAGUUUAUACGUUUAUUUAAUGCCGCACGCACACGCCUGCUGCUAAUUAUCCAAAGACGCCAGCAGCGACAUCAAACCACCGACCAUAAAUCAUCGAAAGCAGCAGCAGCAGCAACAAAAAACUAACUGACCCCCACCCAGGCCACAAUUUAUGCCGCCUCAUAAUAAAAGUUCUGUGACAACGCAAAAGGCAAAGCCGCAAUUUUCAACAUUAGUAGCGCUCAAAAUUGUUUGCUCAUUUCAUUAAUUAUAGUAACGCACUAA
Molecule: messenger RNA, 1815 nt
Organism: Drosophila busckii
Lineage: Eukaryota; Metazoa; Arthropoda; Insecta; Diptera; Drosophilidae
Product: putative inorganic phosphate cotransporter
Exons: 1
Coding region: 36-1499 (487 amino acids)
Biological process (GO): monoatomic anion transport; transmembrane transport
Molecular function (GO): transmembrane transporter activity
Source: RefSeq, a predicted model, not a curated record